AUGGGCAACAGCGAGUCAAAAGCGACGAGGCUGAAUGCCCAAGGCUGGCACGGUGCCCAGGAAUUUCUCAGAGAUGGAAGCCUUAAGAAACUCCAAUUAGCUGUUCGCCUUCUCACCCAGGCCGUCAAGGUAGCGGGGCCAGACCACCCACACUUGAUGGACUUUUAUAGAGAUCAAGGAUACUGGGGCGGGUUCUUGUAUGAGCGAACGGGCGACGAAGAAGCCUUCAACAUGUCGGUCGAUGCCUACGCUGGGGCUCUUUCAGAGGCCGGGCUGCAAGGCAACAAAAGGUACAAAAGCCGGCCAGACUUGCUGAUGACGUUGGGAGACGUCUUCAUGAAGCGAUAUCAAAUGGAGAAGACAGACGCAGACCUUCAGAGGGCGGAAGAGCUCUAUGACGAAGCAAUCUCUCUUGCGACCUUUGGCGAUGACAACCAUACGACUUGUGUGGUCUCACUCGGCAGCUGUCUCCUCGCCAAAUUCGAAAAGACAAAGGAUCCAGACGUCCUCAGCAAAGCCAUCCAAUGCUGUCAAGACGGCAUUGAAGAGUUUGAAUAUAGUCAAUCGCUAGUCUGGACAUACUCUGUCCUCAGUGACUGCUACUUGGCCAAGUACAAGGCCACCAAGUCACCCGAGGAUCUCGAGGAGGCAUUUCAGGCUGCCCAAAAAGCGCUGGACAAGAUUCCCUACCACUCCGACGGACUCAAUGCACUGACCAAAUGCCUCCUCGCCAAGUUUGAACAGACCCAAUCGCUUCGCGACAUCGAGGAAGCAAUUGCCAAGGCAACAACAGCCGCCGACAAUUCACAGCUUUGUCGACCCCAGUGGGAAGAGAGCCUCAAGAAUGUGGGCGAUUGUUUGGAUGCAAAGUACGCCAAAACCAAAAAGCAAAAGGAUCUCAACGACUGCAUCGAUUUCCACGAAGAAAUGGUCAAAAUCUUGUGUCUGGCAGAUCCCGCCCGAGCACACUCUUUCCACAUGCUCUGUGGCCUCCGUUUCGAAAGGUACCAGAGGGGAAAGGCCGGCCAGGUCCUCUUGCAAGCCAUUUCGGAGGGCGAGCAAGGUGCCUCGGUGGUGUGGCCCGGCUGGAAGAAUCCGGAGCGAGCAUUGUUGCUUGACUUGCUGGCUUCGUGCUACGGAGCAAAGCUUGCGAGGAAAGAUCUCGCGGGCAAGUCUUUGGCCAAGGAUCUCGAGAGAGCCAUAUCUUGCUGCGGCGAGGCUCUGAAGAUCAUGGGCACGGAUGAUCCGCGGAGGGAGAAGACGGCGAACAAGCUCAAGACCUUGAAAGUGGAGGGAUUCUAUGAAGAGCCGCCAGAGCAAAUUACUAGCUAG
Messenger RNA from Fonsecaea multimorphosa CBS 102226, 1332 nucleotides. RefSeq lists its product as uncharacterized. The transcript has a single exon. Gene Ontology annotation, molecular function: protein binding. The record is from RefSeq and is a predicted model, not a curated record. Lineage: Eukaryota; Fungi; Ascomycota; Eurotiomycetes; Chaetothyriales; Herpotrichiellaceae. The coding region runs from base 1 to 1332 and encodes 443 amino acids.